AUGGUGGAUACACCCAAAGAGAAUAACGGUGAGGACAAGGAAAAGCCAGUUGAGGACGAGCCUCCCAAGACACAACCAAAGCGCCGGCGUCAGCGGCGCCGCUCUAAAUCCUGCUGCAGCAAGGACAGCAACACCGACACAGGAGACGAUCACACUCUGGACGGGGCCGAAGACAGAGAAGAUCCCGACGAACAAACGGCGAACAGGACGAUCGGGAAGAUGGGCAAGUCAGCCCUAAUGAACAGGCCACAAACGAUGACUCGGAGGGUAGCACUUAUCUUCCACCCUCCGAGGAUGAGCUUCUGUUCGAGCGGGCCGCCAGCUCCUCCGCGACUUGCCUCCCGUGUGCGAGCCCCCGUCCGUGCUGGUGCAGGCCACCACCCCGAGCUCCCCGCUCCCCGUUCGCGCUUGCCCCGCUCGGCUCCGGCCUCCCGCCGGCUCCUGCGCCGCGCCCCCGCGCGGCCCCGGGCUCGUACCCGCGUCCUCCGCCAGGUGCCAGUGUGCUUGGCCUCGCCCGGCCGCCCCGCACCCCGGCGGCGCACCCGGGUCCGACCCGCCUCGGCCGGCCACAGCUACGCCCGCGCCGGCUCCCCCUCGCCUCCGCCUGGCCGGAGCGCCUUCGCCAGCCACCGCCUCCAGCCACCUGCGCGCCCGCACCAUGAGCUCAGCCUCCCGUCGCAGGCGCCGCUUGGCCCCCCGUCCAGCUUCGCGCCCGCCGGCCUCCCGCCCUCCGCGCAACCCGGCCCGGCCGGCUCCGUGCCUCCCGGGUUCGGCUCCCCCCGCGCCGACUCACUGCCUUGCCCACCCGCCGGCUCCCGCGGGCCGGCGUCGCCUUGCCUCGGCCGCCUGGCCCCGCUAGUCGGCGUCCGCCUCGUCGCUCCUCCGUGCUGA
Molecule: messenger RNA, 891 nt
Organism: Aegilops tauschii subsp. strangulata
Lineage: Eukaryota; Viridiplantae; Streptophyta; Magnoliopsida; Poales; Poaceae
Source: RefSeq, a predicted model, not a curated record